GAUCCAUUCGUCCUGGUAUUCACUCCAAUAUGAAUACUCACAAAGGACUAUGUGUUCUCGCCUUAGUGGCACUGGUUGGUGUCUCCUUGACCCAAGCACGUGAAAUUUCCCGAGAGAAACGUGAAAUUAGUGACUUGGAGCCGGCAGAAUCCGGACACGGACACCACUGGAAAAAGGGCGGCGGUAGCGAACACCAUAGCGAUCACCACGGCAGCCAUGGGGAGAAGGGCGACAAAGGAUACAAGGGCCACCAUCACCACGAGAAAGGAUCCAAAGGCCACCACGACAAAGAGGGCCACAAGAAACACUACGAAGAACACGGCGGCCACAAGAAGAAGCACCACCACGACGACGGCUACCAUGCCGAACACCACAAAGGAGAGAAAGGAGAAAAGGGACACAAAUACGGCGAGAAAGGUUCCUACAAGAAAGGCCAUAGCACCAAGGGAGGGCACGACGUGCACAAGCACGACGAGUACAAAAAGGAGAAGCACUUCUUCGACGAGGACCACGAUUCCGGUCAUCACGAGAAACACGGAGGAUUCCACCACGAAGAUGGAUACAAGAAGGGCGGUCACAAGAAGGGAGGACACAAGAAAGGAGGACACCACGAAGACCACUACGGAAAGAAAGCAUCUCACGAAAAAGGAGGACAUCACCACGAGGAAGCGGGUCACAAGAAGGCAGGUGGUCAUGAUGAACACUAUCACCAUGACUCCAAAUACGGGAAGAAGGGUGGCCAUGAAGACCACAAGAAAUGGGGCUUCAAGAAGGGGCAUUAA
Phaedon cochleariae (mustard beetle) is the source of this 782-nucleotide messenger RNA. Lineage: Eukaryota; Metazoa; Arthropoda; Insecta; Coleoptera; Chrysomelidae. The record is from the annotation of a GenBank genome assembly.